This is a messenger RNA of Lactuca saligna, 1237 nucleotides long. NCBI's taxonomy places the organism in Eukaryota, Viridiplantae, Streptophyta, Magnoliopsida, Asterales, Asteraceae. The record is from the annotation of a GenBank genome assembly.
AUGCCAAGAAUUGUUGAAGCUUUGUUGGAUGGAGCCGCUGCUACUAAACGUGAGGUUGCUGUUCCAACUCUUGGUCAGGUUGUACAGAGCACAUGUUAUGUGAUAGCUCCAUAUAAUGAGUACCCACAGUUGGGCUUACUUUUAAAAUUGUUAAAUAGUGAGCUGGCAUGGUCUACAAGGAGUGAAGUUCUUAUGGUUCUUGGAAUAAUGGGUGCUCUGGAUCCUCAUGUUCAUAAGCGUAAUCAACAAAGCUUGCAAGGGCCUCUGGGUGAUGGGACCUGUGCAACCAAUGAUACGGGCCCACAUAUCCAGUCUAGUGAUGAAUUGCCAAUGGAUUUUUGGACAUCAUUUGCAACAUCAGAAGAUUAUUUCUCCACUGUUGCUAUCAGUUCUUUAAUUCGGAUACUUAGAGACCCUUAUCUUUCUAGUUAUCAUCAAAAAUUCGUUGGCUCUCUCAUGUUUAUUUUCAAGUCAAUGGGUCUUGGUUGUGUGCCUUACUUGCCAAAGGUUUUACCAGACUUCUUUCACACUAUCUGUACGUGUGAAGAUACUCUCAAGGAGUUCAUAACUUGGAAGCUUGGAACUCUUGUUUCAAUUGUGCGCCAGAUCCUGUACCUAGUUGAACAAAUUUGUAUGGCCCUGAAAGAUGAAUUCAGGAGAUAUGUUCCUAUAAUUCUUCCAUGUUGUAUUCAAGUUCUGAGGGAUGCUGAAAGGUGUAAUGAUUACACUUAUGUCGGUGAUCUUCUUUGCACUUUGGAAGUUUUUGGUGGAACAUUGGAUGAACAUAUGCAUCUACUUCUUCCUGCCCUCAUACGUUUAUUUAAAGUGGAUGCUUCUGUUGACAUAAGGCGAGCUGCUAUAAAAACCUUGAUACGAUUAAUCCCUCGUGUUCAGGUUACAGGACACAUUUCAACACUCGUGCAUCACCUGAAGCUUGUAUUGGAUGGAAAAAACAAUGAGCUAAGAAAAGAUGUUGUUGAUGCACUCUGUUGUUUGGCACAUGCACUUGGGGAGGACUUUACCAUUUUCAUCCCAUCAAUUCACAAACUUCUUAUAAAGCAUCGCUUGCGGCACAAGGAAUUUGAUCAUGAGAUUGAGGGGCGAUUACAAAGGCGUAGACCUUUAAUUGUUGCAAGUGUAGCAGCACCAAAGUCAAUCUGACAGCCUCCUGUGGAGGUUAUCAGUGAUCCUUUGAGUGAUAUGGAGAAUGAUCCUUAUGAAGAUGUUCACAAACAAC